This is a messenger RNA of Cercocebus atys (sooty mangabey), 2329 nucleotides long. RefSeq names its product PR domain containing 14 (gene PRDM14). Gene Ontology annotation, cellular component: nucleus. The coding region runs from base 183 to 1898 and encodes 571 amino acids. NCBI's taxonomy places the organism in Eukaryota, Metazoa, Chordata, Mammalia, Primates, Cercopithecidae. Gene Ontology annotation, biological process: regulation of transcription by RNA polymerase II. The record is from RefSeq and is a predicted model, not a curated record. Gene Ontology annotation, molecular function: RNA polymerase II transcription regulatory region sequence-specific DNA binding; protein binding. The transcript is spliced from 8 exons.
UUCCCUACCCUCGCCCUCUUGAUGCCCCGCGGCCCCGCCCGCCCUCUUAAUCCUGGCUCAGCCCUCAGGGCCCGCCCGAAGUCUACCGAGCCCGAGUGGCCCCGCAGCGCCCUGGAGGCGCCUGCUCCGCUGUGGCGCUCUCGGAGGUGGUGUCGGAGAGCCGCCGAGCGUGCGGGCCCGGGAUGGCUCUACCCCCGCCAGGUGAGGCCGCGACUCAGGACAAGGUGUGCUACCCGCCGGAGAGCAGCCCGCAGAACCUGGCCGCGUACUACACGCCUUUCCCGGCCUAUGGACACUACAGAAAUAGCCUGGCCACCGUGGAGGAAGACUUCCAACCUUUCCGGCAGCUGGAGGCCGCCGCGUCUGCUGUCCCCCCCAUUCCCCCCUUCGCCUUCCGGAUGGCUCCUACCUUGCUGAGCCCGGGUCUGGGCCUACAGAGGGAGUCUCUCUACGAUCUACCCUGGUACAGCAAGUUGCCACCGUGGUACCCAAUUCCCCACGUCCCCAGGGAAGUGCCGCCCUUCCUGAGCAGCAGCCACGAGUACACGGCUGCCAGCGGUGAAGAUCUGGGCCACCAAAUCGUUGGUGGCGACAACGAGAGUGGCCCGUGUUGUGGACCUGACACUUUAAUUCCACCGCCCCCUGUGGAUGCUUCUCUGUUACCUGAGGGGCUUAGGACCUCCCAGUUAUUACCUUGCUCACCCAGCGAGCAGUCAGAGAAUGGUCCCAAACCCUCCAACCAAGAAGGGAAGUCCCCUGCUCGGUUCCAGUUCACGGAGCAGGACCUGCACUUCGUUCUGUACGGGGUCACUCCCAGCCUGGAUCACCCAGCCAGCCUGCACCAUGCGAUUUCAGGCCUCCUGGUCCCCACAGACAGCUCUGGGUCUGAUUCUCUUCCUCAAACUGUGGAUAAAGACUCCCUUCAACUUCCAGAAGGUCUAUGCCUCAUGCAGACUGUGUUUGGUGAAGUCCCACAUUUUGGUGUGUUCUGCAGUAGUUUUAUUGCCAAAGGAGUCAGGUUUGGGCCUUUUCAAGGUAAAGUGGUCAACGCCAGUGAAGUGAAGACCUAUGGAGACAAUUCUGUGAUGUGGGAGAUAUUUGAAGAUGGUCAUUUAAGCCACUUUAUAGAUGGAAAAGGAGGUACGGGGAAUUGGAUGUCCUAUGUCAACUGUGCCCGCUUCCCCAAGGAGCAGAACCUAGUUGCCGUGCAGUGUCAAGGGCAUAUAUUUUAUGAGAGCUGCAAAGAGAUCCAUCAGAACCAAGAGCUCCUUGUGUGGUAUGGAGACUGCUAUGAGAAAUUUCUGGACAUUCCUGUGAGCCUUCAGGUCACAGAGCCGGGGAAGCAGCCAUCUGGGCCCUCUGAAGAGUCUGCAGAAGGCUACAGAUGUGAAAGAUGUGGGAAGGUAUUUACCUACAAAUAUUACAGAGAUAAGCACCUCAAGUACACCCCCUGUGUGGACAAGGGCGAUAGGAAAUUUCCCUGUUCUCUCUGCAAACGGUCCUUUGAGAAGCGGGACAGGCUUCGGAUCCACAUUCUUCAUGUUCAUGAGAAGCACCGGCCUCACAAGUGUUCUACAUGUGGGAAAUGUUUCUCUCAGUCUUCCAGCCUUAACAAACACAUGCGAGUCCACUCUGGAGACAGACCAUACCAGUGUGUGUAUUGUACUAAGAGGUUCACUGCCUCCAGCAUACUCCGCACACACAUCAGGCAGCACUCCGGGGAGAAGCCCUUCAAAUGCAAGUACUGUGGUAAAUCUUUUGCAUCCCAUGCUGCCCAUGACAGCCAUGUCCGGCGUUCACACAAGGAGGAUGAAGGCUGCUCAUGCAGCAUCUGUGGGAAAAUCUUCUCAGAUCAAGAAACAUUCUACUCCCACAUGAAGUUUCAUGAAGACUACUAGCCCUGCCAGGCACAAUGACUCAUGCCUGUAAUCCCAGCACUUUGGGAGGCCGAGGCAGGUGGAUCACUCAAGUCCAGGAGUUCGAGACCAGCCUGGGCAACAUGGUGAAACCCCAUCUCUACCAAAAAAAUACAAAAAUCAGCCGGGGGUGGUGGCACAUGCCUGUGAUCCCAGCUACUCAGGAGGUUGAGGUGGGAGGAUGGUUUGGGCACAGGAGACAGAGGUUGCUGUGAGCUGAGAUCACCCCACUACUUUUCAGCCUAGGUGACAGAACCAGGCCCUGACUCAAAAAAAACAAAAACAAACAAACAAAAAACCCCAAAAACGACUAGCCCUCAGAGUGUGGAGACAAUGUAAAAACAAGGGAUUCAGAUUCUAUUUCCUUUUAUGGGUUAUAGAAGUCCCUGCAUUUGGCCGGGUGGCUCACGCCU